AUGUUAUCACAUCAGCUUCAAUCGGUAAGGAACGCCGGUGUCCCCAUGUUUAUGAACCAGCAGGGUUCCGGUUCUGGUUCUGGUUCUGGUUCGUUGGCGUAUGCAGGUGGAGGAGCUACGGAUUACAACACGGGAUCUAGUCAGUUAUAUAUGGGAGACUUGGACCCGAAUUGGGAUGAGAAUGUUAUCAGACAGAUUUGGCGGGAUUUGGGUGAAAGUAAUGUCCACGUGAAGAUGAUGUGGAAUUCUAAUUUGGGUGUAAAUCAAGGGUAUUGUUUCGUAGAGUUCCCAUCAAUGGAACAUGGGAAUAAUGCGCUGUUGAAGAAUGGGAUAGUUAUUCCUGGGUUUCCUCAAAGGAGACUGAAAUUGAAUUGGGCUUCGGCGGGAGCCAACGGUAAUAAUAGUGGGUUUUCUGUGUUUGUGGGUGAUUUGUCCCCCAAUGUUACAGAAGCUCAGUUGUUUGAAUUAUUCAUUGGAAGAUACCCAUCUACGUGUCAUGCUAAGGUUGUUCAUGAUCAAUUGACUGGUGUUUCCAAAUGUUAUGGGUUUGUGAAAUUUAACAGUGCUACAGAUCAACAACGUGUGUUGGUGGAAAUGCAAGGUGUCUUUCUUAAUGGUAGAUCCAUUAAAGUAGGGCUCACAGGUGGUGCCCAUAAUGACAAUUCCAAUACAAAUUCCAUGGCAGGUGGUAGAAGUAGGUUUGGUGGCAUGCCGCCCAAUUCUGCAUCCACCGUUAGUAGCGGUAAUAGUAAUAAUCGUAAUAUGACACCAUUGCUAAACUCCUCACAAUUCAUGUACCCAGUCCAACAACAACCGACGUUGAACCAUCUCACAGACCCGAACAAUACGACAGUAUUUAUUGGUGGACUUUCAUCGCUAGUAUCUGAAGAUGAUCUACGUCAAUAUUUCCAGCCCUUUGGCGAUAUUAUAUACGUUAAGAUUCCCACGGGGAAAGGAUGUGGAUUUGUUCAAUACGUUGACCGCCUCUCUGCUGAGCUGGCUAUUUCCAAGAUGCAAGGGUUCCCACUAGCUAAUUCAAGAAUAAGAUUAUCGUGGGGCAGAUCAUCGAAACAACACAAUAAUAGCAACAACAAUAACGGCCAAUAUCUGCAGCAGCCCAACAUGCAACAGCCCACAUAUGGGUACAUACCCAAUGGAAGUAUUCCCUUCAGUAAUGAACCCGUAUACCUGCCCCGAACCGACAAUAGUGUGCUAGGGUACCAGAACGGGAACGCCGCAUACGUGGCGAACGGGUCCUCCGGUGCUGGCUACGACCAGAGCACGGUGUUUGACCGGUUAGAGAGGGGCAGCAACGGGUCCAUGUUCACGUGA
Molecule: messenger RNA, 1332 nt
Organism: Naumovozyma castellii
Lineage: Eukaryota; Fungi; Ascomycota; Saccharomycetes; Saccharomycetales; Saccharomycetaceae
Gene: NAM8
Product: Nam8p
Exons: 1
Coding region: 1-1332 (443 amino acids)
Source: RefSeq, a predicted model, not a curated record